AUGGCCUCGCUGGACCUGCCGUACCGCUGCCCCCGCUGCGGGGAGCACAAGCGCUUCCGGAGCCUGUCGUCACUGCGUGCUCACCUGGAGUACAGCCACACGUACGAGACGCUCUACAUCCUCUCCAAGACCAACAGCAUCUGCGACGGCGCCGCAGCCGCGGCCGCCGCCGCCGCCGCCGCCUCGGGCUUCCCGCUGACGCCCGAGCCCGCCGCCCUGCUGGCCGUGCCCGGCGCCCGGCGCGAGGUCUUCGAGAGUACGUCCUUCCAGGGCAAGGAGCAGGCGGCCGGGCCGUCGCCCGCCGCGCCGCACCUGCUGCACCACCAUCACCACCACGCGCCCCUCGCCCACUUCGCCGGCGACCUGGUGCCCGCCAGCCUGCCGUGCGAGGAGCUGGCCGAGCCGGGCCUCGUGCCCGCCGCCGCCGCCGCCGCCGCCGCGCGCUACGCGCUGCGCGAGAUCGAGAUCCCGCUGGGGGAGCUGUUCGCCCGCAAGUCCGUGGCCUCCUCGGCGUGCUCGACGCCGCCGCCCGGGCCGGGCCCCGGGCCCGCCUCCGCCUCGCCCGCGUCCCCCUCGCCCGCCGAUGUGGCUUACGAGGAGGGCCUGGCGCGCCUCAAGAUCCGCGCGUUGGAGAAGCUGGAGGUGGACCGGCGGCUGGAGCGGCUGAGCGAGGAGGUGGAACAGAAGAUCGCGGGCCAGGUGGGUCGGCUGCAGGCCGAGCUGGAGCGCAAGGCGGCCGAGCUGGAGACGGCGCGGCAGGAGAGCGCGCGGCUGGGGCGCGAGAAGGAGGAGCUGGAGGAGCGGGCGUCCGAGCUCUCGCGCCAGGUGGACGUGAGCGUGGAGCUGCUGGCGUCGCUCAAGCAGGACCUGGUGCACAAGGAACAGGAGCUGAGCCGCAAGCAGCAGGAGGUGGUGCAGAUCGACCAGUUCCUGAAGGAGACGGCGGCGCGGGAGGCCAGCGCCAAGCUGCGGCUGCAGCAGUUCAUCGAGGAGCUGCUGGAGCGCGCGGACCGCGCCGAGCGGCAGCUGCAGGUCAUCAGCAGCAGCUGUGGCAGCACCCCGAGCGCCAGCCUGGGCCGCGGAGGGGGAGGAAGUGGCGCUGGGCCCGGUACCCGAGGCCCCGGCAGAAUGCGAGAACACCACGCGGGCCCGGCCAUGCCUAGCACAUACGCCGUGUCGAGGCAUGGCUCCUCUCCCAGCACAGGGGCCUCCAGCCGUGUCCCCGCUGCAUCCCAGAGCUCAGGCUGCUAUGACAGUGACAGUCUGGAGCUACCCCGGCCAGAAGAGGGGGCCCCCGAGGACAGUGGCCCUGGGGGCUUGGGCACACGGGCCCAGGCUGCCAACGGCGGCUCGGAGCGCACCCAGGCCCCUCGCAGCUCAGGCCUGCGGCGCCAGGCCAUCCAGAACUGGCAGCGCAGACCCCGCCGACACAGCACGGAGGGGGAGGAGGGUGAUGUCUCGGAUGUGGGCUCCCGAACCACGGAGUCAGAGGCUGAGGGCCCCUCAGAUGCCCCCCGUCCUGGGCCUGCUCUGGCUGGGCCACUGAGCAGCUGCCGGCUCUCAGCCCGCCCUGAGGGAGGCAGUGGGCGGGGUCGGCGAGCGGAGAGGGGCAGCCCCUCCCGCUCCAACGAGGUCAUCAGCCCGGAGAUCCUCAAGAUGCGAGCCGCCCUGUUCUGCAUCUUCACCUACCUGGACACGCGCACGCUGCUGCACGCGGCCGAGGUCUGCCGAGACUGGCGCUUCGUGGCUCGCCACCCCGCGGUCUGGACACGGGUGCUGCUCGAGAACGCCCGCGUCUGUUCCAAGUUCCUGGCCAUGCUGGCUCAGUGGUGCACCCAGGCGCACUCGCUGACCCUGCAGAACUUGAAGCCCCGGCAGCGGGGCAAGAAGGAGAGCAAGGAAGAGUACGCGCGGAGCACCCGGGGCUGCCUGGAGGCGGGGCUGGAGUCCCUGUUGAAGGCGGCGGGGGGGAAUCUGCUGAUCCUGCGCAUCUCCCACUGUCCCAACAUCCUCACUGACCGCUCCCUCUGGCUGGCCAGCUGCUACUGCCGCGCCCUGCAGGCCGUCACCUACAGGAGCGCCACAGACCCCGUGGGCCAUGAGGUCAUUUGGGCCCUGGGCGCAGGCUGCAGAGAGAUUGUCUCCCUCCAGGUGGCGCCACUUCACCCUUGCCAGCAGCCCACGCGCUUCAGUAACCGCUGCCUGCAGAUGAUUGGUCGCUGUUGGCCGCACCUUCGGGCCCUGGGGGUUGGGGGUGCUGGCUGUGGGGUGCAGGGCCUGGCGUCACUUGCAAGAAACUGCAUGCGGCUGCAGGUCCUGGAGCUGGACCAUGUGUCGGAGAUCACCCAGGAGGUGGCAGCUGAGGUCUGCCGGGAAGGCCUGAAGGGACUGGAGAUGCUGGUGCUCACGGCCACCCCCGUCACCCCCAAGGCCCUGCUGCAUUUCAACAGCAUUUGCCGGAACCUCAAGUCCAUUGUGGUCCAGAUUGGGAUUGCUGAUUAUUUCAAAGAGCCCAGCAGUCCCGAGGCCCAGAAGCUGUUUGAGGACAUGGUGACAAAACUCCAGGCCCUACGACGGAGGCCCGGCUUCUCUAAGAUCCUGCACAUCAAGGUGGAUGGCGGCUGCUAA
Messenger RNA from Neomonachus schauinslandi (Hawaiian monk seal), 2628 nucleotides. RefSeq names its product F-box protein 41 (gene FBXO41). Lineage: Eukaryota; Metazoa; Chordata; Mammalia; Carnivora; Phocidae. The transcript has 12 exons. Gene Ontology annotation, molecular function: protein binding. The coding region runs from base 1 to 2628 and encodes 875 amino acids. The record is from RefSeq and is a predicted model, not a curated record.